GAACAAGAACAUGGAUUACUACAAGCGGGAGAUUGAGUACUGCAGGAAGGCCAUGGCCAGGACCAGGGUGAAGUCCUCCAUCUGCCUCGAGGGGUACAUCAAGUUCAAUGAGCAGUACGUGCCCCACGACCCCAUCAUGUCCGGCUGCCUGCCCAGCAACCCCUGGAUCACGGACGACACCACGUACUGGGUGAUGAACGCCCCCACGGUGACAACCCCCACGAAACUGCGCGUGGAGCGCUGGGGCUUCAACUUCAGCGAGCUCAUCAUGGAUCCCCUGGGCCGGGCACAGCUCCUCGAAUUCCUCAAGAAGGAGUUCAGUGCCGAGAACCUGAGCUUCUGGGAGGCGUGUGAGGAGCUGCGCUACGGGGAGCAGUCCCGCAUCGCCGAGAUCGUGGAUUCCAUCUACCAACAAUUCCUGGCUCCCGGGGCCACGCGCUGGGUGAACAUCGACAGCAAGACGAUGGAGCGGACGCUGGAGGGCAUCAAGACGCCCCAUCGCUACGUGAUGGACGACGCCCAGAUGCACAUUUACAUGCUGAUGAAGAAGGACUCCUACCCGCGGUUCCUCAAGUCGGACCUCUACAAAAACCUCUUGGCCGAGGCCAUCAUCCCCCCGGAGACCAAGAAGCGGGUCUUCCCCUUCAUGCGCAAACAGCGGCACUCCAGCCCCAGCCCGGCCCUGCUCCUGCCCGCGGGCGAUGCCGAGGAGAGGGGCAGGAGACCCUCGACUGCCCCCGUCCCCGAGGAGGAGAGCUGAGGCUGCAGCCCCCCGCCACCAUGAGAGCCCCCUGACCCAGCACAGCCCAGCCCCGCCGCAGGACCCUGCCGGCAGUAGCACUGAAGGAGAGAAGCCAUAUCCCCCCCAGCAACCCCCGGGGCCAGGCUGGCCCCGCUGCAGCCCCCGCUCACAUCUCCACACCCUCCCCUCCCUCGGGGAACCCGCACCCAGCCGGCCUGGUGCGGGGUCACCCCCUCCUCCCGCCCCCACCCCGGGCACAGGACA
Messenger RNA from Neopelma chrysocephalum (saffron-crested tyrant-manakin), 1006 nucleotides. RefSeq names its product regulator of G protein signaling 11 (gene RGS11). Bases 11 to 760 code for a protein of 249 amino acids. The transcript is spliced from 8 exons. The record is from RefSeq and is a predicted model, not a curated record. NCBI's taxonomy places the organism in Eukaryota, Metazoa, Chordata, Aves, Passeriformes, Pipridae. Gene Ontology annotation, biological process: regulation of G protein-coupled receptor signaling pathway; G protein-coupled receptor signaling pathway.